AUGAGUCCAAAAAUCCUCAAAACCUGGAGCGAACUAACCAACCCCAAACAACCCUUAACAAGCGACCGCCUACAACUCAUCUUCCUCUUCAGCAUCCUCGCAAGCAUUAUCCUCGUCCUAGCCGAUCUCACAUGGCAUCACUACCAUGUACAAAGUUGGGCUGCCAGCAGCGAAGCGGAAAUCUACGCACGGCUUAUAAAUACUUAUUUGGAUAUAAAGCGUGAUGGGUUCUUGCACUGGGCUGGAAAUCUUUGUCUUAGGUGUUGUGUUUUGUUUUGGGGAUUGUUGGGUGUGCGUUUUAAGUCGUCGGUUCAGUUUGCUGAGGUGGUUGUUGAAUAUGAGGAGGAGGUUCUGAGUGACGGGGAUGAGGAAGAGGAAGAGGGAGAGGGAGAGGCUCUGAGUGAGGAGGAUGAGGAUAUGGAUACGUUGUGGGUGAAAAUAACUUUACGAGAGCACAUGUAUGGAAAUUGA
Molecule: messenger RNA, 471 nt
Organism: Sclerotinia sclerotiorum 1980 UF-70
Lineage: Eukaryota; Fungi; Ascomycota; Leotiomycetes; Helotiales; Sclerotiniaceae
Exons: 1
Coding region: 1-471 (156 amino acids)
Source: RefSeq, a predicted model, not a curated record